CUGUUAUCAUUCACCUUCCUUGUCUUUUUUGCAAAAUUCAAAAAAGUUUUUGCAGUACAACACCUCGACUCUUUUGUUGGUCGUCUGACCGAAAGCGAACAAUGUCGCGAACACUUCAACCAGUUAGCGCACAAUGCGCAGCAGUUGUCGAAAGAGACCAACCAAUUAAUGAAACAGCUCGUUCAGCUUAGCAAUGCUAACCGAUCACUGCGUAUCCAUCGUGAACGAUUACAAAAUGAAUACAUAGGUGUUUUGAACCGGCUACAGGGCUGCCAAAGACGUGCUGCUCAGACUGAGAAGGCUAGCAUGCGUAAGAUGCGUGAUGCUGCUGAACAGGAUGAAGAAGCCGCCAAAAGAAUGGAGGAAGAAGCUGCUGCCCAAGGGAGCCAGAUAAAGCGGCAACGUCAGCAACAAAUCAAUAUCAAUGAAAUUAGGGAA
Cylicostephanus goldi is the source of this 438-nucleotide messenger RNA. The record is from the annotation of a GenBank genome assembly. Lineage: Eukaryota; Metazoa; Nematoda; Chromadorea; Rhabditida; Strongylidae.